AUCUGCGCAAUCGACUGCCAUUUUGGAAUGAAUUUUUUGAGCACCUGAAACACAUCGUGCACUUGUUGGCUGUGCGCCACGAGCGAGAACGCUUUUUGGCGACCUGUGUUCGCCACACCGCCAGUGCUGAGUUUGAGUCACUGUUCGAGAGGGUGAACAUGUCUGGGCUUUACGAGAAGAGAUGGCAGGCCGUUUUGAAAGCUUUGCAAGCUUUGCUUCCUGUCUUUGAAGCAUUGAGGGGUGCGUGGUCCAGGGAAGCAUUUCUUCAUGGAAGUGCAGAUAGUGAUGCAGGCACAGCAGCAGGCGUGGAUGCAGCUCUGAAGUCAUCGAAAUUUUGUGCCUAUGUGUUUAUGGUUCAUGCAGUGCACGAAGUCCUUGGCAAGUUUCAGGGUUGGUUGGAAGCCUGCCCGUGUCAUGAAAACAAGUUUCCCUUCGUUUCAAGCACUGUUCGUCGCAAGAAACGCCGAAAGCUGUUCUCCAAGUUUGAGCAUGUCGAUUGCGCAAUGCGUGGUAAAAGGGCUGCUGAAUUGGCUCAUGGCCAAGUGGAUUCGGUUUUGACAGAGCUUUUCAACAUUAGCUUUUUGGAAGGUGCCGACUUCUUGCAGGGAGCCUUGAACAAUGCAGAUUCACAAAGCUUGCGUGAGGAAUUUAAUCUAGCGAAAACAUACCUACACUUUGGCUUGGUGCAAAAGUUCGAGUUUUGGCAGAAGAUUCCUUGGCGGUUGUGUGGUCUCAGCCACCAUUUCACUUCUGCUGCCAGGCAUGCAGCUGCCGCGUGUCUGUCCGAGUACGAUGCCUCUUUCAGUAAGCCUUCCAUGACUGUAGCUGACCAUCAUCCUUUGAGCGUAGAGUUCCUCUCUCCGGGGGGACCCCUCCGUGCCUCCUUGGAAACCUUUGUUGCAGAGGGGCGUAUGUCUCUUCAGUUGGAGGAGGCUGUUGCCCGACUGAAAUUCGUGCCAGUCACUGAACGCGUGAUUGAGGGCAUGCACCGUGACGUGAAAAUUGCUGCAAAGCACAUCCAGUUAGGACCGAGCAAGGUCAGCAUGACUGUCAGGUUGCCUGAAAUCGUUCGUCGGCUUGAAUCAAACCCGUCUUGCAAAGCUGCACUCAUCAGGUUCAUGGACAUCACGCGGCAUGCGCGACAGUCUGCAGGGGCUCUGGGUCUCAGCUCGCAUCCCUUGUUUGUAGGGUUGGUGAUGAACAAAGAUUUCAAGCAUGCGACGUGGCUUCGGGCAAUCACAACUGUUGUGCACCGCUGUGAGCUCGACGAACAGUUUGCUUCCUAUGCUUCCAUUAAAAAAACCCAUGAGGCAAAAAAGGAUAAGGAUGCCAAGAGGGCAAGGAUGCUGCAUGAUGUCUUGAACAGACCGGUGCCGAGAAACUACGAUAGCAUCAUGCGACGCUGUAUUGUCGACCACCUCCGUGCACAUGCGGAUACCAGCAGGGUGUAUUCCUUGCCUGUUGAAGACUCCUACUCUGUGCAGUCGCUUGUAAGUAACACUGGUGUCGGAGCUCCAGUAGAAGGAGAAGCUGCAGAGCGCAGGCUCGAUGAGUCGAAACUGUUCUUCAGGGUGCUACACGCCCGCCCAAGCAAAUUGAAAAGAGGCCCUGCCCCGAUUGCUGCCCCUCCAACCUUCCCGGUAGACUCGCUGGUUGUGACCGUGCAUUCACCCAUUGCUGGGGACGGUGAGCCUGUCAUUGAUAUCAACUCACGUGCUGUGCCACAGUUGCUACUGUCGCUUGAGUCGUGCGCUGUGCGUGAGAAGCUGUUGCAGUGGUCCCCCAAAGGCUUCCAACGCGACCCUGACACAGGACGAUGGCUAGUGCAGCUCACUGACCCAACUCCAGUUUGCAGAAUUGAUGAGCAGCUUUCUCUUGAUGAUGUGGAGUCCAUGGACACCAUGCAGUUAUUUCUUGCCCUUGAGCGGAACGGCUUCACUUGGGCAAAACUUCCCGAACGUAAGAGUGACAGGCAGGCCCUGAAAUUUGCACCAGGUGACCCCAAGAUCUUUUACACGUCCUCCCAUGCUGUUUCUUCUAGCUAUCUGUGUUGUCUCUUGCUCGCGGACAGGCUUGUAGGUGACGGGGAGGAACAGGUCCCGGCCAUACCGCACUGGGUGUCUAAGCCUGCCAAGGUGUACCCAGCCAUCUUGCAUGGAAGAAUCAGUGAGCUGCAGAGGCUGCAAGAGCCCUUGCCAGCUCUCAUGGCCGACGUGGACGAUGAGGAGCCACAUCCAGCGUUGGUUGCGGCACCUUAUGCCAGGCCGGGGGCAGUGCAAGAUGAGGUUGCAGACGAGGGUCAGGGCAGUGCCCGAGGCAGUGAUGCGGAUUCGGACUCAGUGCUGAGGGAGCUAGAGCGGCUGAUGGAAGCUGACGAAGUUGAUUCUGUAGGUGAGAACCAGUCUGUAGAUUGCGAGGAGGCUGCUGUCGAAGUUGAGGAUUUGCAGGACGUGCACGCUCAUGCUUCAGAAGCACAUGCUGAGGAGGUGCAAGAAGAACCGGUGUCAGUGCUUCCUGACGUUGGUCAUCACGUGGCAGAACCAGAGAGUGCUGAUGCUUCCGAUAUUGGGAGCCCUGAGCAGAUCAUUGCAGCUCUGCAAGAGCCUUUCGGCCCUUUCCGCUUCACGUACAAGAGGAAGAGCUCGCAGACGGCUUGCAAGAAAUUUUUGGGUCUCCGCAAUGAUUCGGCGCAAGAGCUCGAUGCUGCUGUCAGGGCAGUGAAAGAUAUGGCACCGGAUGCAUCAACAAUUUCCGCUGCUGUCUUGAUGCUUGCAGAUGUCGAGGACCUCGUGCUCUUCAUCUUCAAGCAGCAGUUCCAGCUCAUCGAGCUCGUGAGAAAGGACCCUCUCGUCUUCUUCGUCGAGAAGCACUUCCAGACCUCUUCACGAAGGCAAGGACAAGUGCCUGGCCUCGUGGUGGCCUGCUGGCCUCAAGGCUUCUGGUGGAUUGCAGCAGGUGCACAGCCUGGGCCUGAUAAUGACAUGGAGUAUGAUGACUCCGAUUUGGAGCCACAGCCACGGCUCAGCCUCGAACGUCCAAAGGGCGCCACAAAGCUGCGCAGAAAGCAGGCGGCCCUCGACAACAUAACGAAGAAGGCAAAAGCCCAAAAUCGAUUGGCUUGGUUGCACGAGACCUUGAACGAUCCGGAACAAACGAAGGACAUGCUGAACUCUUACACAGCCGCCAUGCAGAAGGCCAAGGAACUUGGAUCCAGGGGGCCACGCAAAGAGGCAUGGAGUCUCGUUGAGUACAUCGAGGUCGUCAAGGCCACCAGUAAGACCAAACGCACCGGCAGAGACCAGCUCAUGUGGAAACUUCAGGCGAUUGACUUCUACAAGAGCUUGGGAGGAGGGGGGCUGUCCCACAGCCAAGCCGAGAAGAAGUGGUCGGACAUGGAGGCUUCCUACAUUGCUGAGGGUUUGGAGCAUGACCACGAUGGCCCAGUGGAUGCUCCGCUUCGUCUUCCUGUGCGGGUUGCUGACUUUGUGGACCAAAGCGACUCCAUUUCCAGGCAGAAGCAGCGGACUCAGCCUCUGAUAAGGGAUUUGGUGCCACAGCCAGACAGCGAGCCCGUGACGAAGCAGAAGGCAAAGGCCGACGAGAAGCAGGAAGAUGAUGCACACGAGGAGGAGGACCCCGCAGAAGAGGACAAAGGAAGAAAGAGGAAGAGGGAGAAAUGGUUUGAUCGCGAUCGUGAAGUCAAUCGAGCUCAGAAGGCCUUGGCCAAGGACUUGGAGCGGCAGCAAACCCAAGCCGGCACGCUGCUGAGUGACUGGCAAAAGACGCAAACGGAGUUUGCCGCCUUGCCUGCAGAUGCUCAGAAGCAACUGCUUGGGGAGAAGCGCAUCGGCGAGACCAGGAUGCAAUGCUUAGAGCAUCUGCGUGACUGCGUGGCGAUGAGGCGACGCUGCAGCGACACCUCAGCAGCUACCAGAGCGAGACGGCUCCACGCAGCAAUGCUUCCGCUGCAUCAGCUGAUGCAAAGGGCCAGUUAG
Molecule: messenger RNA, 3995 nt
Organism: Symbiodinium necroappetens
Lineage: Eukaryota; Dinophyceae; Suessiales; Symbiodiniaceae
Source: the annotation of a GenBank genome assembly